Molecule: messenger RNA, 2409 nt
Organism: Xyrauchen texanus (razorback sucker)
Lineage: Eukaryota; Metazoa; Chordata; Actinopteri; Cypriniformes; Catostomidae
Gene: st8sia3
Product: ST8 alpha-N-acetyl-neuraminide alpha-2,8-sialyltransferase 3
Exons: 4
Coding region: 209-1333 (374 amino acids)
Biological process (GO): N-glycan processing; oligosaccharide metabolic process
Molecular function (GO): alpha-N-acetylneuraminate alpha-2,8-sialyltransferase activity
Source: RefSeq, a predicted model, not a curated record
CUGAAACAGCCUGAAUGUGGCCGGCGAUGUUUUAACCUGACCGCAAAUAUUACACAGAGAUCCGUCAUGGCUGCGACUGGUGCUGAUGAGAGACCGGAGCAUCUCUGAUCAUCAUCAUCAUCAUCAUCAUCAUCAUCAUCUGAAAUGAUGCCGCUCACAAUCAUCAUGUCUGUUCUCCGUGUGUGAGUCGCGUGCGUUGCGGGCUGAGAUGGUUCGGGUGGUCAGUGUUUUGGGUCUGGUGAUGUUCAGCGUCGCUUUGCUCAUUUUAUCACUCAUAAGUUACGUGUCCAUAAAGAAAGACUUCAUCUUCACCGCCCCGAAAUACGCCAACGCCGGCGGCCCGCGGAUGUACAUGUUUCAUGCGGGGUUUCGGUCCCAGCUGGCAAUGAAGUUCCUGGAUCCAGCGUUCACGUCACUGAAUGACGCGCUCAGCGAGAAUCUGCAAGAGUCCGACAACUGGAAGUUUAACAAGACGGCUUAUUUAGAUCAAAGUAAAGAGAUCGCCCAAUACAUCGACGUACCGCACAACUUCACCCUGACCAAGAGCAGCGUACGUGUGGGUCAGUUAAUGCACUACGACUACUCCAGUCACAAAUACGUGUUCUCCAUCGGUGAGAACCUCAGGUCUCUGCUUCCAGACUCUUCACCCGUCCUCAACAAGCGCUACAACACCUGUGCUGUUGUAGGGAACAGCGGUAUUCUCACCGGCAGCCGCUGCGGUCCUGAUAUCGACAAGUAUGACUUUGUCUUCCGCUGCAACUUCGCGCCCACUGAAGUCUUCCGUAAAGACGUGGGGCGUCGAACCAACCUCACGACCUUCAACCCCAGCAUUCUGGAGAAAUACUACAACAACCUCCUGACCAUCCAAGACAGGAACAAUUUCUUCUUGAGUUUGAAGAAACUAGACGGAGCCAUACUUUGGAUUCCUGCGUUUUUCUUCCACACGUCAGCCACUGUCACACGCACCCUCGUAGACUUCUUCGUAGAGCACAAGGGUCAGCUCAAAGUGCAGUUAGCCUGGCCGGGAAACAUUAUGCAGUAUGUGAACAGGUAUUGGAAAAACAAGCAGCUGUCGCCGAAGCGUUUGAGCACCGGUAUACUGAUGUUCACCCUGGCCUCGUCUCUGUGCGAUCAGGUCCAUCUGUACGGCUUCUGGCCCUUCGGCUGGGACCCAAACACGGGGAAAGAGCUGCCGUAUCAUUACUACGACAAGAAAGGCACCAAGUUCACCACCAAGUGGCAAGAGUCGCACCAGCUGCCCACCGAGUUCAAACUGCUCUUCAAAAUGCACACGGAGGGCGUCCUGAAACUCAGCCUCUCCCACUGCGCCUAGAGGGCAAAGGUCAGGGCCGAGGGGUCAGCGCUCAGAAUUCAGGGUUGCUUGGUUUUGCUAAUGGACGUUUGUCAGCGCCGUUGAGCUCAGUGGUGUUAUUGGUAAACACUGAUAUUAAUGGUGGUGUGAGUAUUGAUGACAUCAGUGAUAUAUAAGAGAGUUCAAUAUGCUCAAAGCUUAUAUCAAAUCAAUUUAAUAUAUCAAAAGGCUUAUAAAAAGGUGUUAUACUGUAUUACAAAAUAGCCAGAAUAGAAUGCAAAUAUUACAUAUAUAUACUGUUUAUCAAAGAAAUGAUGUAAUAUCUAUGAGAAUGUAUUAGCCAUAAUCCUUUAAUUGAAUAACUAUUGCUUAUAUUCAGUGUUAGUGAUUUGAACAAACCGCUAACGCUAAGUAUUAAACGUUCAGUGUGUAAGUGGUCCUGCAGUGUUUGUGCUACUAUGAGAUCAGUUGGUGGGACAAUAAAACCAGUCGUGUAUAGAGACCAAAAUAUUACCGAGAAUCGGCUGUGGGCUCUUUCGACUCGGACCAGAAAAGUGAGCGAAGUGCAACACGCUAAGCACCACUUAGGACAUCUUAGCAACCGUACAGCAAUGCCCAGCAUCUUGGCAGCGACUUGUGCAAGUGCCACUCACAUUUACAAAAUAAAAUGUAACAAUCUAGUUUUGUAAAUAGUAACAAAUGCAUAAAAACAAUAUGAAAGGACAAAGAAGACACUACGCUCAUUUUCUGCUGUCCUAAGUCAGUUUCGGCUGGUCUACUUGGUUUUAUUGUUGAAGUAUUAGAUGUAAACAGAUGUCGUUAGCGAGUAAGCUCAUGAAAUUCUAAUCAGAUCGCUGAAUUACAAUUGGACACAAGGUGUACCAAUCCCUCAGAUUGUACUGAGCGUAACAGUGCCUGCCCACUUUUACAGCCGUAUUAGUUCCGGAAGUAUUUUUCCCAUUCAGUUUUUUCCUAAAAUCUUUCAUAAAACAGUCGUAAGCUAUGACCAGGGACGGAUUAUGACUUGCAAAGGCCAACAUAUCACACAACCUUAAAGCCCAGGGCCCCCCCAGGCAGUCAAGGACCCCUGGUAGUCA